This is a messenger RNA of Vespa velutina, 3742 nucleotides long. RefSeq names its product 2-Hydroxyacid oxidase 1 (gene Hao). Lineage: Eukaryota; Metazoa; Arthropoda; Insecta; Hymenoptera; Vespidae. Gene Ontology annotation, molecular function: oxidoreductase activity; FMN binding. The record is from RefSeq and is a predicted model, not a curated record. The transcript has 10 exons. Bases 1587 to 2687 code for a protein of 366 amino acids.
AUGGUGGAUUAUCAUCGAAGGAUUUAAGCGCACAGAUGAUCAUGGCAAUCGUCUCGAGCCCCGUAAUCCAUGGGUCCCUUCUCCAUACAACGAUAUAUCGAUUUAUGUUAUACAGGUUUAUGAGUCAUUUAAAUCAAUCUAAAUCUAAAUGUUACCGUUAUUUAUGAUUUUAUAGAAAAAAAAAUCAUUCAGAGAAAGUGACACUCGAAGGGAUACAUCUGGACGAUUGGAAGGAUUUUUUUCUUAAGGUCAUCCGUAUUUAUUUGAACGGAACUUUAUAUUUAUAUAUGAAUCUUUUUUGUACAAAUUGAUUCUUCGUGCCAUUUGGAAUAAAAAAAGUAUACGGAUACAAUGCCGAAAAGUGAUUAGUUAACGAUAUAUUUUGUAAAUAUUAUUAUUCUGUAAUAAUGUAACAAAGCCAUAUCUUUGUUUUUGAUUAAAGUUAGAAAAAAGUAUUAGAGGAGAAAGAUGAAUGUUUCAAAUUGGCCUGCAUAUUCACGAUUAUAAUUUUUUUCUCAAGUAUACGUGCGCAUGCAUUAUUAUUAUUUUUUUUUUCUUUUUUCUUUUUUUAAACAAAUACGUAUUAUCGUACUCACGAAAAAAUCUUAAAUAUUUGUUGAAUUAUGAAUACCCAAAUCAUUUAUUUAAAUACGCUCUGAUAUCAUUCCAACAUCGUAGAUAACGUACAAAAGUGAAUCAAUGAUUACAUUGCCAUAAAAUCAGUGUCUUUCUUUUGAGAAGACAAUUUAUAAUCCAUCGAAAAGAUGGGAAAAAGUAAUAGAAAAUAAAAACUUAUAAAAUAUUUCGUAACAUAUUAAUAGUUUCUUUUUCUUUUGUAAAUGAAACUGAAAAAUCAUAAAAAGAAUAUCAUCGAAUUAAUUCAGGCACCUGACGAUAAAUUUAAUUUAAUCUUUUAUUUUAUUAAAUGCCGACGUAAAGUUAAAUAAAUUUUUAUUUCUAUUAUAUAUUUUUACUGGUAUAUGUAAUCAUAUUUGAUCAAUGUAUUUCUCACAUCAUCAUUGAACAGUCGAAACAGAAAAAUAUAUAUUUUGUAUAAUUGAUUUGCUUUAAUGGGUUUUCAUGAAUUCGUAAGAGAUCUUGGACAUAUCAAAGAUCAAAUCCAUCAGUGAGAGAUGAAUGUGAAGUUUGUUUUUCGAAAAAAAGAUAUAAAAAAAAAGAAAAAGAAAGAAAUACAAAAUAAAUAAAAAAAAAUCGAAUGAAAAGGCUCGAAUGAAUAAAUCUUCUCUUUGAAAAAAUUAAAUAGAAAAAAAAAAGAUAAUGAUAAAUGUAAUAACAAGAAACAAAAAAUUCUCUCUUCGAAUAAAUCUUCUUCAACUUGAUGGUAUAUUACCAAGUAUAUAAACAUCUUUAUCAGUAACGUUAUACAUAGUUCACAUUCGAUGAAUACGAUGGAUUAUGUUAGUGAUUUUCGUUCUUGGUGUCAGUUAUACGCCAGACGGCCAAGACGAUCGAUGUACUCUUUGAUUCUCUUCUUCUUCAGAAUCUAGUUGUUCCUUCUAAGCGAAAAUUUUUCAACGAUAUAAUAUCAAUUUAUUUUCCACGAUAUUUUGAUUUUCUCGCAGAAAAUGUUGAACUUCGUAUGCUUGGAAGAUUACGAAAAAUAUGCGAUUAACAAUCUGACGCCAAUCGUAAGAGAUUAUUAUAAAAGCGGAGCCGGUGAAGAAUCUAGUUUACGAUGGAACAGAGAAGCUUUUAAGAGGUAUCGAAUAAAACCUAGAUUUCUUCGAGAUGUUUCAAAAAGAGACAUAAGCACGACGAUAUUAGGUGAAAAAAUUUCUAUACCAUUGGGAGUAGCACCAUCUGCAAUGCAACGCAUGGCACAUCCCGAUGGUGAAUGUGCUAAUGUUAAAGCUGCCGAAGCAGCGGGAACGAUAUUUAUACUCUCGACUAUAUCAACCAGCAGUAUCGAAGAAGUCGCGAAGGUAGCACCGAAAUGUAUAAAAUGGUUUCAACUUUACGUUUACAUCGAUCGAAACAUUACAUUAAAUUUAAUAAGGCGAGCCGAGAAAGCUGGCUUCAAAGCACUCGUUCUUACAAUAGACGCGCCAAUUUUUGGCGACAGACGAGCCGAUUUGAGAAACAAAUUUUCACUUCCUAAACAUUUGAGAUUAGCUAAUUUUGAAGAAGCUUUGUUGAAUAAAAUGGCCACAUCUAAAACGGGAUCAAGUUUAAACGAGUACGUUAAUAAAAUGUUCGACCAAUCACUUUCUUGGAAAGAUAUUACAUGGCUCAAAAGCAUUACGAAACUGCCGAUCAUAUUGAAAGGUAUUUUAACUGCCGAAGAUGCAAUUUUAAGUGUGAAAUAUGGAGCCGCUGCCAUUAUAGUUUCUAAUCAUGGUGCACGUCAAGUUGAUGGUGUCCCUGCUACGAUCGAAGUCUUACCAGAGAUAGUGAAUGCAGUAAAGGAUAAAAUAGAAAUUUAUAUGGAUGGAGGAAUUAGACAAGGCAUUGACGUUUUUAAAGCUCUUGCUUUAGGCGCUAACAUGGUAUUCAUAGGUAGACCGAUGUUAUGGGGUUUAUGUUAUGCUGGAGAAAAAGGUGCAUUAAAUAUUCUUGAAAUGAUGAAAAAAGAAAUCGAUCAAGUUUUUGCUUUGACAGGUUGUACGACCAUAAAGGAUGUCACCAGUGAUAUGGUCGUUCACGAGUCACGUUAUAGUCACUUGUGAUAUUGCCUUUCACACGAUAAAAUAAUUUUACAAUUUAUUCAACUUUAUGACAAUACAAUAAUCGACAAAGCAUACACGUUCGUUGUUUAUCAUCUUCGAUUUCGCUUAUAUUAAACAAAUUCAUGUAUGAACUACGAAGAGCGCGUCCAAUUGUCAGAAAAUAUGCUAUGUAACAUAUUACUACAUAUAUAUUCGAUACAUAUUGAAUUAAUCACAAUAUAUUAUGAUAACGAUAGACACACAGUGUUCGGUGAUUGAUUGAUUAUGUAGUGGUAGUUCCUGCGAGGAUAAUACAUAUGUAUAAUACACGUACAAAAAAGGAGGAUACACAUCAGGUAAUUAUUUAUGUAAGUAUCGAAGGAGGGUGAAGAAGUUACUAGUUAAUAGUGAAUUAAUAAAGUGCAUAGCGAAUGUUUUUCUCGUAUUUUUUCUUUUUACUUCUUCUUUUUCUUCGUUUUUCUUUUUUAUUAUUAUUAUUUUUUUUUUAUCUAAUUUUUUUUUUAUCUUUCUUUUUUUUCCUCCUCCUCAAUAUUUUGAUAUUUAAAGAGAUCAGAUAUAGGUAGUUUUCCUAAGUGAGUUAGUACGUAUCAAUAGAAGUGUAAAAUUUAUUGGUCCAGAUAAUUAUUGUGUGUAUUUCAAAAAGGGGUGAUAGCUUUUUGACAUAUUAUUUAAUUCUUUUCAUUUUAUUUUCUCUCUCUCUCUCUCUCUCUCUCUCUCUCUCUCUCUCUCUCUCUUUGUCUGUUUGUUCUUUUUUUGUUUAUUUUCCUACGUGGAGAUGCAUACGGAAAGCUUAAAAAGUUUUCAACAAAGAUUAGAUCGAUCCUAUAUUUCGAAUAUAAAGAAUAAACGUAGAGAUCAAAAUACGUUAUUUAUUUAUUUAUUUUUCUUUCUUUCUUUCUUUCUUUCUUUCUUUCUUUCUUUCUUUCUUUCUUUAUUUUUCUUUAUUUAUUUAUUUACUUUUCUUUAUUUUAGGAUCUCGAUAGGAACCUAACAUUGAUACAGCAUAAGAAAAACAAUGCGAUUAGGUCGAUCAAUAAAGUUUUCUUUCCAUUGAA